AUGGCUCCAGAAAGAAAAGGCUCUCUGAAGACAUCAAGUGACGUGUUUCAAGGACUAUACAAAGGAGCUGAUAUUCUUUUCAUCCCAGUGUACCACGUGCUCAAGCGACUGACCCCUGUCAUGGUCCUCUGCGCGAAAUACUUGAUCGGAGAUGGCUCCCCACCUUUGGAGGUCUGCAUGUCAGUGCUCGCCGUUGUUUCAGGUUGCUUCCUUGCUGGAGCGGGUGACCUAAGUUUUGAUGCUCGAGGAUACCUAUGGGCCAUUACUAUUGGAUUCUUUGUGCUUGGGGGUGUAAAGGCCACUCCACUUAUUGUAGCCGGUUCUUCAGUCAACACAGUGGGUGGAGUGUGGUACACCUAUGCCAAGUACAAGGCGAAGAAUGCUCAACAAGCAGAGAGGGCUGAGCAGGUGAAGGCCCACUCGAGCCCAAGAAUGUCAGAAGACAAAGUAUGA
Closterium sp. Naga37s-1 is the source of this 453-nucleotide messenger RNA. The record is from the annotation of a GenBank genome assembly. NCBI's taxonomy places the organism in Eukaryota, Viridiplantae, Streptophyta, Zygnematophyceae, Desmidiales, Closteriaceae.